Molecule: messenger RNA, 745 nt
Organism: Panicum hallii
Lineage: Eukaryota; Viridiplantae; Streptophyta; Magnoliopsida; Poales; Poaceae
Product: E2F-associated phosphoprotein
Exons: 3
Coding region: 80-589 (169 amino acids)
Biological process (GO): positive regulation of cell population proliferation
Cellular component (GO): nucleus
Source: RefSeq, a predicted model, not a curated record
AACAGACCAGGAGGCUGGAAAGAAUCCCCUAAAAAAAAGGAGGCUGGAAGAAACAGCGAGAGCGCGUCGGCAAGGAGUCAUGGAGCCGGAGAAGCCCGAGGCGGCGGCGAAGCAGCCGAUGCAGGCGGAGGCCGGAGACCGGGUGGAUCCGCGCGAACUAGUGUCCAGCGACGACGAGAUAGACUACUCCGUCGAGCCCGAGUUCUACGACCCCGACCUGGAUGACGUCGAUGAGCGGUGGAUUAAUAGGCAGAGGAAAGGCCGCACUUCUGAUGCCGUGCUCAGCUGCCCAGCCUGUUUCACUACCCUAUGCUUGGAUUGUCAGAGGCAUGAGAAGUAUGUAAACCAGUACCGUGCGAUGUUUGUGCGCAACUGCAAGGUCAGGGCUGAUCAGAUCUUACGAGAGGGCAAGAGCAAGAGGAAAAACCACAAGGGGAAGGCUGCUGAUCCUUCAUCUACUACACCAGAAGCUGAAAGCAAGGGACAAGCUUAUCACCCUGUCUGUUGCGAGGUCUGCUCAACUGAGGUUGGAGUGUUUGACGAAGAUGAAGUCUACCACUUCUUUAAUGUCAUCCCUAGCAACUCCUGAACUUUGGCGGUGAUGUUCUGUGAAUUGCUGCUGUAGAAGUUUGUCCAUCCAUGUACGCUGUAGUUGUAUGGGAUCGUAUUUACUCUUUGUGUCGAUGAUCACUCUGUAACAUCAUGCUUCAGAAGUUCAGUACGCUCUGUUGCUCUUUGUUCUGAA